Coregonus sp. 'balchen' is the source of this 4296-nucleotide messenger RNA. The record is from the annotation of a GenBank genome assembly. NCBI's taxonomy places the organism in Eukaryota, Metazoa, Chordata, Actinopteri, Salmoniformes, Salmonidae.
AUGCCUGCCCCUAAAAGACAACAGGCUACUCAGAAUCCUCAAACUAAGAGAAGAAAGGUGGAUCAGAAUGAAGUGGCCAUGCCAUCUAACAAAAUGACACCAGCCUCUGUAACGUCAAGCAAGCCCCAUAGAGAAGGACCUUCGCAGAGAAGGAAUAAGAAAAAGCCCCCAGCACAACGAAAAGACAGAAAUAAACCAUCAAAGUCCGGCUGUCAUUCCUCCAAGACAAGAUCAUCCCAAAAGGCCACCACAAGGACCAAGUCCAAUCCACUUGUCAAGAAUGCCAAGCUGCUGAAAGCCACAAGUGCCUCAUCAAAGAAUCCCAACUCCAAAGGAACCCUAAAAAGACCAGCUAAGAUCUCCAAAACAGCUUCCACAGAGUCAGACGAGGAGCUUAUCAGAACUCGCAAACCCCAUUGCAUCAGAAAAUACUCUAAUGGGGAUAGAGGUAAGCGUAAAGGGUCACACUCUAACCCGAAUGAAGCAGCCUUGCCCUCAGACCCUGUGCAGAUGGAUCACAAUUAUGGUAUACCCCCUGCAUCUCGUGGUAGUCAUUCUGAAUGUGAGGAAAAUAAAAUUAAGGGAGUCACAGAGUCCACCAGAAGCCCAGAGAGCCAGAGAGAUGUAAAGAUGGAAACUCAAGAAUCUUCAGUGAAGGCUUCAGGUCCCGUACGUGGACAACCUGAGCAGGUGAACCAGAGCAGUGAGACACAGGAGAUGCAGGGAGAUUCUGUGACUACUCCUACAGAUGAAGUUAAUGAGAGUGUAGAGACCAAGCCUGACACACAAAUAAUGUCUCCUCCCGCUAUAGUAGCAUCCUCUGAGAAAGCUUCAGACCCCAUCCCUGAGCACUUGAACCAGAGCAGUGAGAGACAGGAGAUGCAGGGAGAUUCUGUGACUACUCCUACAGAUGAAGUUAAUGAGAGUGUAGAGACCAAGCCUGACACACAAAUAAUGUCUCCUUUAGCUAUAGUAGCAUCCUCUGAGAAAGCUUCAGACCCCAUCCCUGAGCACUUGAACCAGAGCAGUGAGAUGCAGGGAGAUUCUGUGACUACUCCUACAGAUGAAGUUAAUGAGAGUGUAGAGACCAAGGCUGACACACAAAUAAUGUCUCCUCCCGCUAUAGUAGCAUCCUCUGAGAAAGCUUCAGACCCCAUCCCUGGGCAGCUGAACCAGAGCAGUGAGACACAGGAGAUGCAGGGUGAUUCUGUGACUACUCAUACAGAUGAAGUUAAUGAGAGUGUAGAGACCAAGCCUGACACACAAAUAAUGUCUCCUCCCGCUAUAGUAGCAUCCUCUGAGAAAGCUUCAGACCCCAUCCCUGGGCAGCUCAACCAGAGCAGUGAGACACAGGAGAUGCAGGGUGAUUCUGUGACUACUCCUACAGAUGAAGUUAAUGAGAGUGUAGAGACCAAGCCUGACACACAAAUAAUGUCUCCUCCCGCUAUAGUAGCAUCCUCUGAGAAAGCUUCAGACCCCAUCCCUGGGCAGCUCAACCAGAGCAGUGAGACACAGGAGAUGCAGGGUGAUUCUGUGACUACUCCUACAGAUGAAGUUAAUGAGAGUGUAGAGACCAAGCCUGACACACAAAUAAUGUCACCUCCAGCUAUAGUAGCAUCCUCUGAGACAGCUUCAGAACCCAUCACUGAGCAGGUGAGCCAGAGCAGUGAGACACAGGGUAUUCAGGAAGGUUCUGUGACCACCCCUACAGUUCAAGUUAAUGAGAGUGUAGAGAGCAAGCUUGAAGCAUAUAUCAAGUCUGGAGACCCUGUACCUGAACAGAGCACUGAGAUGCAGGAGAUGCAGGAAAAUGAUAUGACCACCCCUACAGGUCUAGUUAAUGAAUGUCUAGAGACUAAGGUCGAUGCGAAAAUAUUUUCUCCUCCAGCUAAAGGCCUAGUAGCAUAUAGCAGCAGUAGUGAAUCUGAAAGUGAAAGUGAGGAAAAUGAAAGGAAGGCAGUCGCAGAGUCAAGAGAUGUGACGAUGGAAACUCAUGUAUCUUCAGAGAAGGUUUCAGACCCUGUAAAUGAACAGGUGAAGCAGAGCAGUAAGAGACAGCAGAUACAGGACGAUUCCAUGACCACCCCUACAUAUGAAGUUAGUGAAGGUCCCAUGACCACCCCCAGUGAGAGUGUAGACACCAAGCUUGAUACAAAUAUAAAGUCUCCUCCAUCUAUUGAAGCAUUUUCAGAGGACGCUUCAGACCCUGUCCCUGAACAGGUUAAUCAGAUAUGCAUCGAAAUAGAGGAGGUGCAGGAAAAUUCCAUGACCACCCCUCCAGAUGAAGUAAUUGAACGUUUAGAUACCAAGCUUGAUGCAAAAAUAGAUAUCCCUCCACUUCUAGAAGCAUCCUCUGAGGAGACCCAUACAGUUGAAGUCAGUGAGAGUGCAGGAACCACGUUUGACGCAAAAAUAAAAUGUUCACAUCCUGCAACUGUACAUGUGAUGCACAGCACCGAGAUGCAGGAAGAUUCUGCGCCCACCCAUGCAGAUCAAGUUAGUGAGAGUUUAGACACCAAGCUUGAUAUCGAACUAAAAUCUCUUCCACCUGUAGAAGUAGCCUCAGAAGAGACUUCAGACAGUGUCUCAGAACAGGUGACGCAGAGCACUGAGACACAGGAGCUCCAGGAAGAUACCAUGACCACCCCUACAGAUGAAUUUAGGGAAAGUUUAGAGACAAAGUCGGGUGCUAAAAUAAAGUCUCCACCCCUAGAAGCACUUUUCAGUGCUCUAAAGAAGUCCAGUCUUUGCAAACACCCCCUGUCUCAUACAAUGCGCUCAAAUGUCAAAGAGUUUCUGGAAGUAGAGGAUUCUUUAGAAAUCAUGAAAAAAGACUGUGACUUUGGUGUGACAGAGAGUAUUGAGUGUACCUUAGACCUGGAGACCCCGAUUAUUGUUGAGGAUAUGGAGAUUGGCCACUGUAUUGUGGAGGUUGUGGGAGAGAAUGGGGAAGAUGUGGAUAUGGAUAGUGAUCUGGAAAUCAUAGACAACUCUGAGGUGCCAGAGAAGACAGUCCAGCUAACCAAAGGGUCUGAAGAAGAGUGUCGUCAGGAUAAAAGUGAAGCUGGUACUGAAAAGAAAGGCACAAGUUCCUCUAACCAAGACAGCACAAAUAGUGACAACCAGGAAGCUGCUAAAAAGACACCGGGUAGCCCGGAAAAACCCAAGAAACAGCAGAUGAACCCUCAGGCCCGGACUAAAGCCAGACUAGCAGCGCUAGCUGAGCAAAAGGCGGCUGCCUCCAAAAAAGCGAGCAGGCAGCUUAACCUCCUGGCCCUAUGUGAGGAAAUAGCGGACGAUAUCGCCACUGACACCAUGCUAAUAAAGACGAAGGAGGAGGAGGAGGAAAAGGUUGUAACAGUUGAGGCUGAACCCAUUAAGGAGCCAGAAUGCCCACCGCCUUUCACACAGGCUGAGACGGUCUCUAUCCCUCCAACUCCUGCCGGGCCCGAGGAGCCCUCUACCCCAGUUGUACCCACUGCUGCAGAGCCUGCUCCAGCCAAGCCCCCAGCUCCAGAGCCACCACAGAGGCGCUUCUUCAUCAGCCAAGUGACGGUGCCCCUCAAAAUCCACGAGAAGAAGAAACUUACCAGGUUCCAGAGGCUGCGGCAGGUGGAGCUGCAGCGGGAGAAGAAUAUGUCCUGGACCAUGGUAAAGAAGCUGAAGUCGGAUCAGGCCAAUCAUAAGAUGUUUCCAGAGACUGAGGCCAAACCUGCCCCCCCAUUACUGUCCACUCCAGCAGCAGCACCCCUCCCAGUGACCACAACACCCCCACCCCCCUCAGCCAGUCCAGCAGCACCCACAGUAGCUGCACCCUCUCCUGCCCCAGCCCCAACCAACCCAGCUGUAAGCCUAAAGCUUGAGCCCUCCAAAGUUGAGCCCUCCAAAGUUGAGCCCUCCAAAGUUGAGCCCCCCAAAGUGACCCCAAGUAAGGGACCCACCCUUAGAAAGAGGACGCUUCCAGCAGUACCCCCGCCGAUGCCCAACGGGCUGAAAGCUCAGAAGGCCAAGCCUGUGGCAGAGUAUAAGCCUUACAAAGCCAGGCCCAAGUACUCUUUUGAUGACUUUGAACUGGAUGACGAGCCGAAACCCUCACUGCAGAAGGCAGAACUACCCAUCGUGCAGAGGGCAGCAGUGAGACCAACAUCUACCACCAUUCAGAGGGCAGCAGUGAGACCUACACCUACCACCAUUCAGAGGGCAGCAGUGACACCUACAUCUACCACCAUUCAGAGGGCAGCAGUGGCCAAAAAUGGCAAACAUGAGGUAACUUUCUUGAACGAUGAUCUAAAAUGA